Messenger RNA from Paramecium octaurelia, 1608 nucleotides. NCBI's taxonomy places the organism in Eukaryota, Ciliophora, Oligohymenophorea, Peniculida, Parameciidae. The record is from the annotation of a GenBank genome assembly.
AUGGAUUAAUAAACCGAGCCAAAUUCUCAGGAACAAGUGAUAAAAUAAAACGACGAGCAGUCAGUAUUGCCACAAACAGUCCUCUAACAACAGUAGAUUAAAGAAGUCGAAACUCUUGAUUUAUAAGUCUCAAUUUCAAUCGAAGAUGUAAUCAUCAAAGAUGCAGGAUUUGGAUAAAAAUUCACAGCCUACUUGAUUAAAGGCUCAGACAAUCAAGGAGCUUUUGAAGUCUAUAGAAGAUAUAAUGACUUCUUUGAAUUAAGGGAGUUAUUGGUCAAAAAAUGGCCAGGAUGCUACAUUCCACCAAUCCCUGAAAAAGCACUAGCAAGUGGCAACGAUUAAGAAACUGUGUAAAUCAGAAGAAGACUUUUGGAAGUCUUUUUGGUUGCCAUAUCAUCAUUACCCUACAUUUAUGCAUCUGAAGAUUUUCAAUAGUUGUUCCUAAGAUCCAGUUCUCAAGAUAUUGCUAAAGUAAACAUCAAAUUCAUUAUUAUUAGACUUAUCAACAGUAAAAGGCACCAACAACACCCGAAAUUAUUGAAAAAUUAAAGACAGCCUUCCCAAAUCUCGAUGUCAGAGACCAACAAAACAGUGAAUAUAUGUUGGCCAUCAGUAAUUUCUCAGGUCAAUUAAGAAAAACUUAAGCUAUUCUAAAAGUCUACAUCGACCAAUCCAGUAUUGUUGCAUAAGCUAGAAAGAUCCUAUAAGAUGAAAAAGGUAUAGUAACAUUUUUACGUUAGUCAACCUAUUUAAUGGAUCUUUGCCUCUCUAUGAAAAAACUAUACUUAAUGAGUAUGUCUAUGGUAAAGAGUAAUAAUUAGUACUCUCAAAUCCUUCAAAUCAAGAUGAAUAUAGAAAAAUUCUAGAUGAGAUUGUAUAUAUUGUAACCUAUAAAUUAAUAGAAAGAGAGCAAUAAAAAAACUAAUAGCAUUAAUUAUUUAACUGACAUGUUUCGCUAUGAAUUGAAAGAUGCUGAGUCUAUGUAACAAACCCUAGCCUAUAGAGAUCAAAUUAUUAUUAUCAGAGCAAAAUAAGAAUAAAAAAUGAGAGAAGACUAAGCUGAAUUAGCCAAAAUGGCAGCAAAACAAUAAACUUUAACUACUAUAACCAAUUCUACAUAUAAUAAAUCAAAAGAUGCCUCAUAAGUUAAAGUUGAAUAAAGAAUUUCAGAAGUAUAUUAUUAAUAAUAAUUAGGGAUAACUAGAAAUAGACAAGCUAUCAUAAUUGUAUAAUAUAAUCACUGCAAUCAUUGCCACUAAAGAAAUUGAAAAAUACAGAAAGACAAGGCUCAAUCACUAUCAUAAAUUCCUGAGAUCUAUCUAAUAAUCAGAAGCCAAAUUAUAUCAAGCUGAAAAUGACUUUUUGGAAAAGCUCAUACAAGAGUCAUAAAAAUAAUUACAAUAAUCUAAUUCGGAAUAAAUUUUAAGAUAAGAACAAUAAUAAUAAUAAUAGUAUGAAUAAAAAUAACGAUAACAGUAAUAAUAAUUAUAAUAGUAACAAUAAUAGCAAUAAUAAUAACAAUAACAAUAAUAAUAGCAAUAAUAAUAAUAAUAAUAACAAUAAUAAUAAUAAUAAUAAGAAUUACCUGAUUAAGUAUAACCGUAAUGA